UUCUAUGACAAUCUUGACAAUCAAGGCUAUCCUCCGUUCUUACGUCGCUUCACAUCCGCAAGACCCAUGGAUACUGCCGGACACUGCCUCGCAAGACAACAAAGAACCUUAUGGAAUGAACAUCAUGGAAUCUAAAGAUGUUUUUGGUGAAGGUGAAUUUCCAGAUGCCCAGUCAAGAAUCAAAGGUUUCAAUCGACACCGGCCGUUAUUAUUCCCAGCCAAGUCGCCGAAAGACCCUCGAGUCGUCAUCAAUUUGGCCAGUCAAUCCAAUUUCUUCAUCAGAGAAAUGAAAAUGAUCACCUUCACUAUGACGUCGUGUGUGACCAUUAUUACUAGCGUCCAAUCGUGCAUUCCCAGUGCGGAUUUUUCACCGGUGCGGCUGACAGGACUUGUCGCCGGAAGAGACGCGAAAUCGUCGAAGUUCGCGGCUUCCGGUCGGAGGAAUCUCAAUUUGCCAUCGCUCCAUCUGAUGUACAACCUCUACGGUUCUUUCGUCACGGGUGGAUCCGAUAACGACCGGAAAGAAUUCCGGCCACUUGAUAAACGAUCAGAUGAUCAACCCUGAGAUUGUUUCUUCUAACAACGAAGAGACUCUGACUGAUAAGGCCGGAGUACACAACACCAGCAGUGGACGGAAGUUCACGAGGAAAGCGAUUGUUUUUCCACUUGUUGACAACUUCGACCCUCAUCAGUUACACGUUCAUUCCGACAACCAUCACCAAGACUGUUAAUCUUUCAAAUACGUUCUACUAUUUUUAUGGCGGAGGUCAGCUGAUUUGCCGUCCGGAAGGCUACGCUGUUUGCCCUCACACAUCACAAUUUUUUGGAUAAUAAGCUCCCAGAGAUGUAUCUUUAAAAUCAUUUCAUUUUCAAUAUCAGGAAUAAUCAUGCUUUGUAUUUAUUCGGCCUGACUUUUAUAGUUAGACAUUUGAAACUUUUUCUAGGUUUUUAAAUUUUGAAUUUUAAA
Molecule: messenger RNA, 967 nt
Organism: Daphnia pulicaria
Lineage: Eukaryota; Metazoa; Arthropoda; Branchiopoda; Diplostraca; Daphniidae
Exons: 3
Coding region: 5-565 (186 amino acids)
Source: RefSeq, a predicted model, not a curated record